AUGCUUUUUAAAGUAUUGUACAGUCUAUUGCUAGUAUCUUCCAAUCUCGCUUCUGCCUUAUAUACCAAUGAAACUAAUAGCUAUACACCAGAAACCAAGACGUUAUCUCCAACCUACUCUGUUUUGCCUCAGGAAACAACAUUAACGUACAGUGAUGAGACAACCACCUUCUUCAUAACCUCUACCUUUUACUCUACUCAUUGGUUCACGUUAUCUCGAUCAACUGCUAGCGCCAGCACAUCUACCACUGACACUCCCACUUUAACUACGUCAACAAAUGAAUAUACCACCACCUAUUCAGACACAGACACGACCUACACAUCUACUCUAACCUCCACUUACAUCAUUACUCUCUCCGCAGAAUCCAUCAAUGAAAAGGCUGAACAAGUUUCCACUAGUGUCACAGAAAUUGCUUCCACCAUAACAGACUCUGAUAGCACGUAUACUUCCACCUUAACUUCAACUUUGUUAGUCACCUUGCGCAGUUCUCAAACUGCUACGGCUGUGACAGCUUCUCCAACUGGGGAUUCUGCCUCGAACGUCGUUGCUCUAGAAAAGUUAGUCUCUGCUGAAAACCAAUCCCAAACUGCUAAAACUUCAUCCGAUGGUGAUGUAUAUUGCAUUGCGGCCACUCAGUGGGUCACAGUUACUGCUACGCCAGUCACUCAACUCGUUACUACCACCGCCGAACCUAUUGUUAAAUAUGUUACUAUAACUGCUGAGGCCGGUAAUAUUACAGCUUCUGCUAAUAAUGGUACCCGAAUUUAA
Saccharomyces kudriavzevii IFO 1802 is the source of this 768-nucleotide messenger RNA. It is a transcript of the gene SVS1, whose product is annotated as Svs1p. NCBI's taxonomy places the organism in Eukaryota, Fungi, Ascomycota, Saccharomycetes, Saccharomycetales, Saccharomycetaceae. The record is from RefSeq and is a predicted model, not a curated record. The transcript has a single exon. The coding region runs from base 1 to 768 and encodes 255 amino acids.